UCACGAUGUUCUUUAUCCUCACGAUGAUACUAGUUCUAAUUUUAAUAUACCACUGUAUAUUGAAACCAUUGACAUUUUGGCGUGAAGUAGGCGUAAAGCAAGAAGAUCUAUAUUCUGCUUUUACCUUCAACUGGUUUGUUAUGUUUCAAAAAAAUACCUUGGCCGAUAUCAUGAGUUUGAUGUACAAAAAAUUUCCUGAUUGUCGAUAUUAUGGAACUUAUCAGUUUAACAUACCGUCUCUGAUAAUAAAAGACGUCGAUCUGGUGAAACAAAUCACUAUCAAGGACUUUGAACACUUCAGUGAACAUCGACAUAUGGCUGAUGAAGAUGCAGAUCCCUUGUGGGCCACUAAUUUGUUUUCACUGAAAGGGGUGAAAUGGAGAAGAAUGAGAUCAAUUCUAAGUCCCUCGUUCACGAGUAGCAAGAUGAAAAUAAUGUUCUCUCUCAUUAGCGACAAUUCUCAAAAGGUUGCAGACUACUUUUUGAGUAAGAACACAGACAUUGUGGAAAUAGAAAUGAAGGAAGUUGCCACAAAGUAUUGUACUGACGUUAUAGCAUCCACAGCCUUUGGUCUGGAAGUACAUUCAUUAGCUGACCCAGACAAUGAGUUUUAUAAAAAUGGUGCAAAGUUGGCAAAUUUGAACAAUUUCCGAAAAAUGGCGAGUUUUCUUAUUAAUAUGUUCUUUCCGAAAAUCGCAAAGCUGUUCAAUAUUCGAAUCGUUAACGUCGACGUUGGAGAAUUUUUUAAAAAUAUAGUAGACGAUACAAUCAAGUUUAGAGAAGAAAAAGGCAUCUAUAGACCAGAUCUGAUCCAGAUACUUUUAGAUGCAAGAAAAAAAUUCCCUGAUCAUGGUCAAACGAACGGAACAAGUUAUGAUGGGAAUGGAGUUGAUUCGCCACCUGAAAUAACUAGUCGAGAUAUUCUAGCACAGGCUCUGGUUUUUUUCUUUGGUGGAUUCGACACAAGUUCUGGUUUUAUAAGCUUGAUGGGCCAUGAGUUAUGUACAAAUCAAGACGUUCAGAAGAAACUACGACAGGAAGUCAUAGAAACUUUUGAAAAAUGCCAGAAUGGACUGACUUACGAUGCGUUGGUUGACAUGAAAUAUAUGGAUAUGGUACUUUCUGAAACACUACGGAAAUGGCCAAACAUGCCAGUAGUAGAAAGAGUAUGCACCAAACCUCUCACGAUUCCACCAGUUCUUCCACACGAGAAGCCACUUCAUAUCAAAGUUGGCCAACUGAUCACCAUCGUAUCCUAUGGGUUCCACCGCGACCCAAAGUACUUUCCAAACCCGGAAGUUUUCGACCCAGAGCGAUUCAGUGCAGAAAAUAAAGAAGAUAUCAAGCAAUAUACUUAUAUACCUUUCGGUUUAGGACCGAGGAAUUGUAUUGGAGCCAGAUUUGCGUUGAUGGAGACGAAGUUAUUCUUUUUCUAUAUUUUAAAGAACUUUAAAAUUGUACCAACUAAUAAAACUGAAAUACCUCUUGUGAUAGUGCUAUUUCUUUUGAUUCAAGCUGGGAGAGGAGUGAGCUAUGCUAUUGCUAAAUCACUAUGUUGUAACAGGCGCCGCUAUCGUGCUGCCAGUAUAAUUUUAUCGAAAAAACCUUGUGCUAGAGCAGUAAUAAUGUUUUGGAUUCUGGUGGCAGUGUUGCUGGCAACACUGUUUUACUACUUCUGCUAUAAACCUUCGAUGUAUUGGAGGGAACAUGGAGUGAAACAAACUGAUUUUCCUAAUGUUUUGAUAGACAAUUAUUUUGGUAUAUUCACACAACGCCCACUGGUCCAGUUCAUAUCUGACCUUUAUAAUAGAUUUCCGGGUACAAGGUACAAUGGUCUAUACCAGUUUAACAGGCCAGCUCUAAUUGUCACAGACGUGGAUUUGAUUAAGCAGAUGCUUAUUAAAGAUUUUGAGCAUUUUAAUGAACAUCGUGAUUUUGCUAGCGAAGAAGUUGAUCCAUUGUGGUCAAAAAAUCUCUUUUCUUUAAAAGGCAACAAAUGGAGAAGUAUGCGAUCUACCCUUAGCCCUUCGUUUACUAGCAGUAAAAUGAAAGGAAUGCUCUACCUAAUAACAAAUGUAGCCGAUAAGUUCACCCAACACUUCCUCAACCAGGACAAAGACCUCAUCGAGAUCGAAAUGAAAGAACUGGCUAGUCGAUAUGGAACAGAUGUGAUAGCAUCGACAGCUUUUGGACUCGAAGUCGAUUCUUUGGCAAAUCCCAAUAACGAAUUCUUUUUAAAAGGAAAAGAGUUUUUGGAUUUGAGGAACAUAAAAGUGAUGGCAAGAUUUAUAGUAGCAAUGUUUUUACCAAAAAUAGCGAAGUUGUUUAAUAUCAAAUUUCUUGUGCCGUCCAUUGAAAAGUUCUUUACAAAAAUAAUAAAAGAUACUAUUAAACUGAGAGAAGAAAAAGGGCUAGUGAGACCAGAUAUGAUUCACCUUUUAUUGGAAGCUAGAAAGGGAAAUAUACAUUCUGAAGAUCAGAAUAUUGUUGAUGCAGGAUAUGCGAUAGUGGAGGAACAUCUGAAAGCUGAUAAGACUGCCGAAAUAACUGAUGAUGACAUUAUCGCUCAAGCUUUUGUUUUUUUCUUUGCCGGUUUUGAUUCAAGUUCUACUCUUAUAAGCUUCUUAGCAUACGAACUUUGUGCCAAUCAGGACAUUCAAGAAAAACUCAGAGAUGAAGUUAAAGACACAUUGGACAGCUGUAACGGAAAACUCACCUAUGAAGCACUUGUGAACAUGAAGUAUAUGGAUAUGGUUGUUACAGAAACCUUACGAAAAUGGCCAGUUCAGCCAGCAAUUGAAAGAGUAUGCACUAAACCGUAUACCAUAGAACCCACUUUACCUGAUGAAACACCAGUUCAUUUUAAAAUAGGAUCCUCAAUGAUAAUCCCAACUUACGGAAUACACCAUAACCCGGAUUACUUUGCAGAUCCAGAUAUCUUCAAUCCUGAAAGAUUUAGCGAUGAAAAUAAAUCAGAUAUUAAACCAUACGCCUUUCAACCAUUUGGAGUAGGUCCAAGGAACUGCAUCGGUUCCAGAUUUGCAAUUUUAGAAACGAAAGUUCUGUUCUUCUAUAUUUUGAAGCACUUUAGUAUUGUCCCUACAGAGAAGACCGUAAUACCUGUUAAGAUGGUCAAUAAUGUUUUUUCUCUAAUGCCUAAAGAUGGAUUCAAUAUGGGAUUUAAACGUAUUUAAGUUAUUUUUAUCGUUGUUUCAUAUAUAGGGUGAGGCAGAUAACUGGCCUAUUAGAAAUAUCUCGAGAACUAAAGGCAACAGAAUCAUGAAAAUUGGAUUGAAGCGGUUUUGAAGGAUGAUCUAUUAAAUGAAAAUAUUUUCAUCUCUUUUCAACUUCCGGUUAUACCGGAAACUUCGUUUUUUUAAAUGAGACACCCUGUAUAUUUUUACAUUUUUGGAUUCUCCUCAAUAUCUUCUUUCUUAAAAUAUGAGGUUUUGUAAUAUUAUACAGGGUAUUUUAAAAGAUAUUUACGUUUUUUUAUUAAUUUCGGAGCAAUAUUCACACCCUGUAGAAUUGUAAUAGUUUUACAUUAAAAAUUCUGCUUACGUUCAAGUGAUUUUUAAUAUAGUCUACUAUUGUUAAGAAUCAUUAGUAUAGCUAAUUUUAAAAUUUUAGGGUUGGUCGAAACUUGGAAUGAAUAUUUUCUGAGUUUUCUUUGUUGAGUUUAGUAUUGUAAUGAAAUGAUAUUUUAUAGUACUUUUUUAUUUUAUAAGUAUUCCCUAUACCUAAUUGCUUUAAUUUGUGAGUUAUUGGUGAUUCAAGCUAAACAUUAAUUGCAACAAAAAAUACGUAAAAUUUUAUUAGGUUGGCCGUAAAAAAAUUCAGUCACAAAUAAUUUUUCAGAAAUAAAUACAUAUUAAUCCAGACUGAUCCUUAAAAUUACCAAUAAUGGUUUAGCAAUCAAAAUACCUACGUAGUUAAGAUUGUUGGUGCGAUUAACAAUUAAGCACAAAUUAAAGCAGUUAGGUAUAGAAAAUGCUUAAGAAAUAAAAAAGAACCAUAAAAUAUCCUUUCACUACAAUACUAAAAUACAGGGUGUUCCAUUUAAGAAAACUCAGAAAAUACUCAUUCCGAGUUUCGACCAACCCUGUAUACUGAAAUUAAAAAUUUAGCUAUACUAAUGAUUAUUAACAAUAGUAGACUAUAUUAAAAAUCAUUUGAACGUAAGUUACAGUUUUAGAUAUCAAACUUUUACAAUUGUACAGGGUGUGAAUGUUGCUACGAAAUUAAUAAAAAAAACGCAAUUAUCUUUUAAAAUACCCUGUAUAACAUUACAAAACCUCAUAUUUUAAGAAAGAAGACAUCGAAGAGAAUCCAAAAAUUUAAAAAUAUAUAUUGUGUCCCAUUUAAAAAAACGAAGUUAUAAGCAACUUCCUGUAUAACCGGAAGUAGCAAAUAGAUGAAAAUAUUUUCAUUAAAUAGAUGACUCUUCAAAACCCCUAAAUCCAAAUUUUCAUUAUUCUGUUGCCUUUAGUUCUCGAGAUAUUUCUAAUAGGCCCUUUAUUUGCCUCACCCUGUACACACCCAGUAAACUUUGUAACGCUUAACGAAUUAAUAAUAAUAUUAGUGAUAAGCUUUGUCUAUUACUAAAUAAAAUAUUUUUAGUAUAA
Diabrotica virgifera virgifera (western corn rootworm) is the source of this 4625-nucleotide messenger RNA. RefSeq lists its product as uncharacterized. The transcript is spliced from 12 exons. Gene Ontology annotation, molecular function: iron ion binding; heme binding; oxidoreductase activity, acting on paired donors, with incorporation or reduction of molecular oxygen. The coding region runs from base 6 to 3194 and encodes 1062 amino acids. NCBI's taxonomy places the organism in Eukaryota, Metazoa, Arthropoda, Insecta, Coleoptera, Chrysomelidae. The record is from RefSeq and is a predicted model, not a curated record.